Cutaneotrichosporon oleaginosum is the source of this 1159-nucleotide messenger RNA. RefSeq lists its product as uncharacterized. Gene Ontology annotation, molecular function: isomerase activity. Gene Ontology annotation, cellular component: cytoplasm. NCBI's taxonomy places the organism in Eukaryota, Fungi, Basidiomycota, Tremellomycetes, Trichosporonales, Trichosporonaceae. The record is from RefSeq and is a predicted model, not a curated record. Gene Ontology annotation, biological process: biosynthetic process.
GCAUGGACGGGUUGCUCACCUUGACCCAUACGCACUACUCGUCCCGAUCGACUCGACCAAAUCCAACUUGUUAGCACUCUUCCCGCCUACAAAAGAGCCUCAUCAUAUCUCUCACGGACAGCACCCCCACAUCUUCCAAAAUGCCGCUUCCCGCCGCCCCCUUCCAUAUGGUCAACGCCUUUGGGCCGUCUCCGUACGCCGGCAACCAAGCGAGCGUCGUUUUGUUCCCCAAGGGCGACCCGCGUACCACGGACGACAGGUACAUGCAGACCGUUGCGCGUGACUUCAACUUGUCUGAGACUGCGUUCCUCCACCCACUGGACGACUCCGAGGUCCCCGUCUACAGCCUGCGGUGGUUCACGCCGACUGAUGAAGUGCCGCUGUGCGGCCACGCCACGCUCGCCUCGGCCGUGGCUUUGUUCAACUACGUGCACCCUCAGGCCGCCGAGCUGCACUUCCAGACGCGUUGGCGCGGCGAGCUCGUCGCUUACCGUGAGAGCGAAGUGGGGCAGGGUAUGCGAGUCGGCCUCUCCCUCCCCAUCUCUGAGAUCACUGAGCAGGCACCAUCUGAAGUCGUCACGGCUGUCCUUGCGGCGGCUGGCCUGUCGCAGUCGGACCUGGUUCGCGUUUCCUCCUUCGACUUCGGCGGCCCUAGCCCCAUCGUGCAGCUGCGUGAUGAUAUCGACCUGGCCAACAUCAAAGUGGACGAUUCCAAGCUGCUUCCCUCCGCUCCCGCCGCGAUUGUGUAUACUCAGGUGGUACCCGAUAAAGGCCAAAAGGAGGGCAGCAUCAAGGCUACAUCGCGCGUGUUCGCCCCCGGGCUUGGUAUCUCCGAGGACCCAGUGACCGGCUCGGCUUGGGCUAUUCUCACCGGCUUUUAUCUCAGUGGGCCGGGCACCGAGUCAGCAGCAGCUCUUCUUCCGUCAGGAACCGAUGUCAAGACGGCUACAAUCGAUGCACACCAGCUCAGCGCCCGUGGUGGCGCCCUCACGUGCACCCUUCGGGACGGCCGGGCGUACAUCACUGGCCGGGGCUGGCGCACUGCCCAUGGCUUCCUCGAGAACCCCCUUGAGUAGGCUGACAAGUCGUGAUUCCGGAUGCAUUCUCGUCGACCCGCUACUUGUAUCUGCUACAGAAUGAGAGCGCAGGCCGCCAAGGC